Molecule: messenger RNA, 2229 nt
Organism: Panicum virgatum (switchgrass)
Lineage: Eukaryota; Viridiplantae; Streptophyta; Magnoliopsida; Poales; Poaceae
Product: protein kri1-like
Exons: 1
Coding region: 109-1998 (629 amino acids)
Biological process (GO): endonucleolytic cleavage in ITS1 to separate SSU-rRNA from 5.8S rRNA and LSU-rRNA from tricistronic rRNA transcript (SSU-rRNA, 5.8S rRNA, LSU-rRNA)
Cellular component (GO): 90S preribosome; nucleolus
Source: RefSeq, a predicted model, not a curated record
AUGGGCUCGCCUCCAGUCGGAAAACCCUAACCUGAGCACCUACCCCGCUGCCGCCGCCGCUGCCGCCGACGGGUCGCCUCCUGCUCCGCGGUGAAUACAUUGCUGAAGAUGGGGAAAGGGGGGAAGGAGAAGGAGAAGAAGUCGCUGGACAUCCUCGCGGGGUCCGACGAGGACUCCGACAGCGGCGGCGAGGACCUCUCGAAGAUCCAGAUCAACGAGGAGUACGCUCGCCGCUUCGAGCACAACAAGCGGCGGGAGGCACUGCAGCGCUACGAGGAGCUCAAGAAGAAGGGCCUCGCCCCCGCGUCUGAUGACGAAAGCGACGACAACGAGGAGUCGUCCGAAGAGGAGGAGGACGAGGACGCCAUCGCCUCGCGCCGCGUCGACCGACGCGUGUUCGAGGUGAUCCGCCGCAUCCGCAGCGGCGACCCCCGCAUCCUCGACAAAGACGCCAAGGUUUACUCCUCGGAGGAGGAGGGCAAAGAGGAGAAGAAAGAAGAGCCCAAGCAGAAAAAGAAGGCUAAGAAGGAGAAGCCUCUAUACCUCAAGGACGUCAACGCCCGACACCUGCUCGAGGAGGGCCCUGAGUUCACAGCUCAGACCAGCCGGAGUAGCAGGUACGAUAGGAUCGCCUACGAUGAGCAGCAGAAGAAGGGUCUGCAGGCUUUCCUUGAGGCAGAGAAGGAGGUUUUAGGUGAUGACGACGACGACGAUGAUUUGUUCCAUGAGAAGCCGAAGGCUGGAGCAGGCGCCGAUGACGAGGAGGAUGAAGAGGAAAAUGAGACGAAGGAGCUAGCUGGUGAGGUUUUUGGGAAGGAUGAGGAGCUGGACGAGAACGAGAGGUUCUUGAAGGAAUUUUUCCUUAAGAGGCCAUACCUCGAGUCAGGGAAGGAGAAGAAGUCCUAUCUGGAUGAUAUGCAGGAAUUGUCGGACGUAGAAGAGAUCAAUGAACAGGAAAUAUACGAGCAUGUUUACAAUUUCCGGCAUGAGGAGGCUGAAGCAUCAGGGGCAGUGGUGGCAGACCGGGUAAUGGGGCAUUCAAGGGUUGUUGAAGGGUCUGUGAGGAAGAAGGAGAGCAGCAGGAAGCAGCAGCGGAAGAGCAAGGAGGAGAGGAUAGCCCGAGCUAAGCAAGAGCAAGCUGAGGAGUUGAAGCAUCUCAAGAAUCUGAAGAAGAAAGAGAUUGCAGAGAAGCUUGAGAGGAUCCGGAUGAUUGCCGGGAUUGAAGGCGAUGCUGCAUGUAAGCUUGGUGCUGAUGACCUGGAGGAGGAUUUUGAUCCAGAGGAUUAUGACAAGAAAAUGCAAGAGAUGUUUGAUGACUGUUAUUAUGAGGCUGAUGAUGUUGAUCCUGAGUUUGGAAGUGACGAGGAGAUGGAUUUGGAGAAGCCAGAUUUUGACAAGGAGGAUGAAUUACUUGGGCUUCCUAAAGGCUGGGCUAGUGAAAAAGAUAAAGAAGAGUCUAGUGCCACAGAUGGGAAAGCUACAAAAGGGAAGAUCUCUCUCAAGGACAAGGUCGAGCUUGAGAAAGAGAUGGAAGAGUACUACAAGUUGGACUAUGAGGACACUAUUGGAGAUCUGAAGACUCGAUUCAAGUAUAAGAAGGUUAAUCCUAACAGUUUUGGUCUGAGUACCUACGACAUAUUGGCAUCUGAUGACAUGGAUCUGAACCAGUAUGUUUCCAUGAAGAAGCUAGCUCCUUACAGGGAGAGUGAAUGGAAGGUAACACAUCAUAAGAAGUUGAGCAAGGACUUGAUCCUUGGAGGCCAGAAGAAAGAAGGGAAGAAGGACAAAUCUGGCAAGAAAUCUAAGUCUGCUGAAGGUGGCUCUAGUUCUUCAAAACCAGAGAAAGACAAGCUGCCAAUUGAACAAGAGUCAACUGAUGACAAGAAAAAGUCUACCAGAAGCAGCAGAAGGAAGCGCCGUAAUGAGGAUCUGAAGAUACCCAGUGGUCGUCUAGAGGCAUAUGGAAAGAUAAAUUCAAAGCGUCACAAGAGCCAUUGAGCUUUGGAGAUUCAUCAAAGUACAUCUAGGGAAUUUUGCUUUUCUUUUUAUGCAUUUUGGAAGGGCUGAAAUCUUAUUUGAGAGGCUUUGCUUCUUCUUUGGGAGUUGCAAACCAGUGUCGUCCUAGUAGAAUUAUUUCUCUGAAUUUUGCAGACAGUGUUGUGCACCUCCUUUUGUGAACCAUAUAGUUUAAUUGCCUUGAAGUUUGCUGCAACUACAUUUUGUGUUACC